Molecule: messenger RNA, 1798 nt
Organism: Aplysia californica (California sea hare)
Lineage: Eukaryota; Metazoa; Mollusca; Gastropoda; Aplysiida; Aplysiidae
Source: RefSeq, a predicted model, not a curated record
CACUCCAGCCCCGUCCCCUUUACCUCAGCCUACAACUACAGACAACGUCGUCAAUCUUUCCUCUCUCCCCCUCACCUCUGCCCAUAUUAGUGUCCUAUCUAAGGGCAGCGGCUUCUGUCCCACUCAAAAAAACUUCAAUCUUUUCCAGUUCAUCAAGGACACCAAAGAAUAUACCCGCCGCUGUAGACUCUUAGAAUACUUCGCUGAAGUGGACUCUCUUCCCCGCUCUGAUAUUCCCCCCAAACUCUAUGUCAAAAGUAACUGGACCCCCCCUUCCGGCCGUAAUGCUGCCCUCGACCUCUAUUGUGACAACAUCGAGAAGUCGGCACUCAAUAGCAAAAUGAUAGACGGAAACCAAUUUCACUUUAAAUCUAAAGACAACCUCAAUGGAGCAGAAAGAAAAGCUCUCCAUGACCUUAUGCACGAUAAUGAUCUCACUAUCCGUGAGGCUGACAAAGGUGGUUCCCUUGUGGUCAUGAACACCAGUGACUACAAACACGCAUUAAACAUCAUGCUUAACAAUCCCACCCUAUACAAACCACUCACUUCAGACCCAACUUCCUCUCACCUUAAGGCUAUUCACAAACAAAUCCGUACACUGGAACAAUUUAAAGUGAUAUCCCCCGAAAUCCACAAGAGUAUUCUCCACGGUGAGGUAUCCUGCCCCCACUUUUAUGGCCUCCCUAAGAUCCACAAACCAAACAAACAAGGCUCAAUACUUCCUCCUUUUAGGGGCAUCAUUUCACAAAUCAGAGGCCCUACCACUAGAGCCUCCUACUGGCUAGACAGCAUCUUUAAACCCCUCGUCCCCGACUUCUGCGGCAACCAUUGGGUCAAGGACAACUUACAUGUCCUUCAAAAAAUUAAAACACUGAAUGAAAAAAGGCAAAUUACAGACAACACCAACAUUUUGGCCAUAGACGUAGUAGACAUGUACAAUAACAUCCCACACAAAGAAGGAGUCGAAGCCUGCCGCUUUGCUCUCGCUAGCCUCACCACAUACACCCCAUGUCAAAUUAGAGAAAUUUGUCAACUCCUGGAACUAGUCCUUACACUAAACAACUUCUCCUUCAACGACCAACAUUUUCUUCAACUCACAGGAACAGCCAUGGGAACACCUGUAGCUCCUUCCUAUGCCAACAUUUUUAUGGCAGAAUUUUGGCGUAAAAACAUCGCCCCCCUUCCCAACCAACCCUUUUUGGUCAUGAGAUACAUGGACGACAUUAUCGCCCUACAUGAUGGUAAUUCUCAACAGACGCAUCAAUUUCUUUCGGACAUCAACAGCGUCCAUGACACCAUCAAAUUCACACACUCCAACCCCGGAAAGUCUACAGCUUUCCUCGACCUCUCCAUCCACCUUCUCAAUAACAACAUUGAGACAGACCUCCACCUCAAACCAACCGACUCUAAGCGCUACCUCCCCCCUUCUUCCAACCACCCCAAACAUAUUUUCCGUUCGGUUGUUUACAGUGGUGCGCUCCGACUCCGACGCAUCUGUUCCAGGGAUGAAUGGUUUAAUGCUAGAAUUACAGAUUUCAGGGAAAACCUUCUGCGCAGUGGAUACCAAAACAGUUUUAUAACCCCCAUCAUAAACAAAGUGUGCAAACUCAGGCACAAGGAUCUGCUUAGCUACAAACUCCACAAACCUCAUCAGAAAAGGCCAUUCUUUGUCACCACUCACCACCAAAAGCUGCCCAAUGUCCACAACAUACACAACCAGAACAAAGACAUUUUAGAAAAAUCUGACAAGAUGAUGAAGUGCUUCCCUCAGCCCCCUUUAAUCGCUCUCCGACAACCC